Messenger RNA from Stereum hirsutum FP-91666 SS1, 522 nucleotides. RefSeq lists its product as uncharacterized. NCBI's taxonomy places the organism in Eukaryota, Fungi, Basidiomycota, Agaricomycetes, Russulales, Stereaceae. The record is from RefSeq and is a predicted model, not a curated record. The transcript has a single exon. The annotation marks the transcript as partial.
CGCGCCUGUUGAAGGUGAAGGAAUGAUACCCAAUGUAGAUGAGUGGACAGCCUAUACCUUCGACUUGGAGAGGAAUCGCUCCGUGUUGGAAUCUCAGGGUAAUGAUGAAGUCGAUGAAAACGUCGCGGUCCUUCCGUUGGUUGAUGAAUCCACGCUUCAAGCAGUCGAGGGUGACUUCGAUGUCACCACGACUCUGGAUAUAGUCGAUCUGCAGCUCAGGCUGAAACUCAGCCCCGAGUCGGUGGAGAAACUCCUCAUACACAAUCAACCCGAUCUCCGUUUCGCUCUCAUGUAUAGGCUGUUAUCUCCCGAUGAUGACGUUACAUGGCUCGCGCCUUACAAACACGAUGCUUUGUAUGUUUUGAGAAAAGGAGAUCCAUGGGUGCCGAUAUCCGAUGCAUGGUUCGAAGGGGCCUCUAGACCAGCGGAUGAGGAGGUAAGAGUGCUGGAGCAUCGCGGUGCGAUUCACACCCCUCAGAGGCCGGAUGAGGUACAUGUUGGACAAGUCAGGCAUGACGGUGA